Molecule: messenger RNA, 3149 nt
Organism: Acanthopagrus latus (yellowfin seabream)
Lineage: Eukaryota; Metazoa; Chordata; Actinopteri; Spariformes; Sparidae
Gene: l3mbtl2
Product: L3MBTL histone methyl-lysine binding protein 2
Exons: 18
Coding region: 220-2802 (860 amino acids)
Biological process (GO): regulation of DNA-templated transcription
Cellular component (GO): nucleus
Molecular function (GO): zinc ion binding
Source: RefSeq, a predicted model, not a curated record
GGACAAACGACCUAUUAGCACUGUUAGCACUUAGCUUGUAUGUACAGUAGCAUGUGAGCAGGGCACACUUUUGUUUAUGUUUUGACCGGCUCACUUAUGAAUCUGUUAACAUUAGCACGAACAAUCUGCUCAUAACAGCGAGAGCUCAUAGAACAACUCAAAAAGGAAAGGAUGCAUUGGCUGUAGAUCCUGCUUUGUCCUUUAUGAGCAGACCUCAGGAUGCCGUACCACUGUGUUGCCUACGGAUGCGGCAAAACUGCAGAGGAUGGUGUGACACUCUUUAAAUUCCCCAAGGACCCAGAGGAGUUUCGCAAAUGGGAGAAGCAGGUGCAGCGCACCCGCACCCAGUGGGUUGCCACACCAAACUCUUACCUCUGCAGUGAGCAUUUUGGCAAGGAGUAUUUUGAGCCCAAGCCAUCCACGGGCUCUCUGAAGCUGAGGCCGGGAGCUGUUCCGACAGUGUUUGUCCGUCCUCACUGUUCUUCCUGCAGUGGAGUUGGCUGUAGUAAGUGCCUGCCUGCUAUCCAACGGCGGGGCAUUGCAGCUGAACCGAGAGAGCGCACCAUUCAGUUUGAUGAUACUGAUGGAGGAGGCAAUGAAGAACACCCAGCAGGAGGAGGGGUGAAGCCGGGAGAAAAAAGCGGAGAAGAACGACCAGUGGUGUGUGAGAUGUGUGGCAUCAGCGGCUACAUCAGCACCUUCUUUUCAAAGUCCAAGCGUUUCUGCAGUACAUCCUGCGCACGUUCCUACUCAUCCAACUCCAAGAAGUCCUCCAUACUGGCACGUCUGCAGGGAAGGCCGCCCACGAAAAAAGCCACAGUGCUGAACAAGGUGAACAAAGUCCUUCCAAGCCUAACAGGAACGGAUGCAUCUGCGUCAGGUUUUGAGUGGGGAGCGUACUUGGAGAAGGAAACCUCUCUGGCUGCGUCGGUUUCCUGCUUCAGACAUGCUCCCCUGUGUGCCCAGUGGGAUGACAUCAUCGUAGGCAUGAAGGUGGAGGUCCUGAACACAAACGCAGUCUUGCCCAGUAAAGUCUACUGGAUCGCUACCGUCAUCCAGGUUGCAGGAUAUAAAGCCCUGCUGAGAUACGAAGGCUUUGAGCACGACAGCAGCCAUGACUUCUGGUGCAGCCUCGUUUCAGGAGAGCUGAACCCGAUUGGAUGGUGCGCCAUGACGAGCAAGCUGCUGGUACCGCCACAGGAUGCAAAGCAGGACAUCCCAGAUUGGAAAGCGUAUCUGAUGAAAAAGCUGGUGGGGGCUAACACUCUACCUGUCGACUUCUACCUGAAGUUGGCAGAAAGCAUGAAGACCUCUUUCAGAGUAGGUAUGUAUGUGGAGGUGGUGGACUCCAAACACAUUAGUCGCACCCGUGUGGCCACCAUAGACCAGAUCGUCGGCGGCCGUCUGCGGCUGGUGUACACGGACCAAAGCGAAGCCCCCGAAAACACCACCCUUGACUUCUGGUGCCACAUGUGGAGUCCCCUCCUGCACCCGAUAGGCUGGUCCAGCAAAGUGGGUCAUGACAUUAAAACGUCUGGAACUGCUUUUAGAAGUAACAUGAACAGUUCAUCCCUGCUCUUCAAAAAGCCCAGGUUUGUCUACAUGGAGGGUGGUUUCUUUGAGAAAGGAAUGAAGCUGGAGGCCAUUGACCCUCUAAACCUGGGAAGCAUCUGUGUGGCCACUAUACACAAGGUUCUGUUGGACGGCUACCUGAUGGUGGGUAUCGAUGGCACCAUAUCAAACAAUGGCUCCGACUGGUUUUGUUACCACGCCUCGUCUCAUGCCAUCCUUCCUGUAAACUUCUGUAAAAAGAACAACAUCCCUCUUACAGUACCUGGAGGCUAUGACUCGCAAACGUUCACUUGGGACAACUACCUGAAGGAGAAAAAGGCUAAAGCUGCACCAGCACAUCUCUUUAAUGCUGACUACCCGGGUCACAGCUUCUCCCCCAACAUGAAGCUGGAGGCAGUGGACUUGAUGGAGCCGCGUCUGGUGUGCGUGGCCACCGUGAAGCGAUGCGUCGGCCGCCUGCUGCUCAUCCACUUCGACGGCUGGGAGGACGAAUUCGACCAGUGGAUCGACCACCAGUCACCGGACAUCUACCCCAUCGGCUGGUGUGACCUCCUGGGCUACCCGCUCCAGCUGCCUCCUGGACUCGUAGAUUUAACCGAAAACCAAGCAGUACACAAGCACCGCAAGCCCGCUGUAUUUGGAAAAAAGAGAAAGAAGAAUGCAAAAAAGAGGCUUUCUCAGGAACAAGCUAAAGAUGACGCUGGUCAGCAGUCUGAGGCCACUGAAAUGGAUGGUCCUCGAGGUCCAGAACGUCAAAGUCUGCCUCCAGAAGUGCCUCCAAAAGCGCCUCUCAUUGAGCCCAAGCCAGAGCCAGAGGAGCAGGAGAUCUUUCCAGUGCAGGUGAAAGUGGAAGAGGUAGAGAUGGAGAUGGAGACGCCCAUUGAUCCUCCAGACCAGCCUCAACAAGUACCUCUGGGUGUUAUUAAGCGGGAGGAGGGAGGUGAGCAGAUGAAGUCAAGACUACAUCAGGCGUCACGGGAGAGCAGCUUGGAAAAUAAGAAUGUGGAGCGGAAAGAAACAGCAGCAGGAAGAAGCGAAGAGUGGGCAUUAUGGGAAGAGAACCUUACUGGUGAAAGCACCAUGGAGCAGAGUAAAGACAAAAGCGGUGAUGUGGAGAAGAUUCAAAAACUAGAUGAAGUGGAGGACGGCAGGGGAGAUGACAGCGCCAUGGAGGACAUUUCAGAGAGCAGUACAGAACAGGACACUACAGGAGAGGCUACAGUCAAAUGAAAACAAACUAAGAAAAAACUGAAAGAAAACCACUGAAAGAAAAAGUAUUACACAAAGUCAGGCUGACAUACUUAGAACAAAUAAAUGUACAGUACAGCAUCAGUGCACUUUUGAAUCUCUGUUGGUUUAAAGUUAUGAUCCUCAAGAUUUCAGUCCUGGUUGACCUGCAGAUACAUUGUGGCAAGAGCAAGUGUGCAGGUUGCACGCUUUUGGGGGAGACGAAACACACUAUAUUGUUUUAAUAAAGCUCUGACAGUGAUGGGAGACUGAUCAUUAAACCCUUACAGUUAAAUAUAUCAUAUAUGUCACAUCACCGAAAUACAACUACAAACAGUUGCACUGGAUUA